AUGUCUGUUCGUUUUGCCGAACCCGAGCUAAUCAAAGACGGUGAAGAAGAAGAAGAAAAUGACGAUGAAGAAAUUGUAACACGUUCGUUCUAUGACUUCGGUCUUGAUAAUCGUCUAUUGAAAUCAAUCGCUGAUCUACAAUGGCCAUCACCGACGCCAAUUCAAGCUGAAACAAUUCCAUACGCAUUAGCGGGUAAAGAUCUUCUUGUCAAAGCUCGUACUGGUAGUGGUAAAACCGGUGUCUAUGCACUCGCCGCCAUCCAACAUCUGCUAACAAAGCAACAAACGACAAAUCGUAAUGUUCGAGUGUUGAUUCUUUCACCAACGAAGGAACUAUGUCAUCAGAUUGCAUCUGUCUUGAUGAAACUAACGAGUUAUUGUCGUCGAGAGAUCAAUCUUUAUGAUUUGUCGAAUUCAUUAUCUACACAAAUUCAAAAACAAUCUCUUGUUUCGAAUAGUAAUGCUUUACCAGAAAUUAUCAUCUCAACACCAACGAAACUACUCGAACAUUUGAAAGAUCAUACGUCACCGUUGAAUUUGAAUACAUUGGAAUUGUUUAUCCUAGACGAAGCUGAUAUUCUCUACUCACUUGGUUAUGCGAAUGAUAUGAAAAAAAUAUCGAAAUAUCUUCCAUCAAAAUCGAAAUCCUAUCAAUGUUUUCUUAUAUCAGCCACACUUAACGAUGAUAUUGCACAACUAAAACAAUUGUUUCUUCAUAAUCCCGUGAAAAUCAACCAAAACGAUGAUUAUUCAACCAUUCUACCAGAUAAUAAACAAUUACUACAGUACUACAUUUAUUGUGAACAGGACCAAAAAUUCGUUUUAGUUGUGACAAUAUUCAAAUUACAGUUAUUAGUUGGACGAACCAUUCUCUUCGUGAAUUCUGUGGAACAAGCGUAUCGAUUGAAGUUAUUAAUGGAACAAUUUCAUAUAAAAACGUGUUUGUUAAAUAGUGAACUACCCAUGGACUCACGUUUGCAUAUUGUUCAACAAUAUAAUGAUGGGUUGUAUGACAUCAUGAUUGCAACAGAUGCACCGAAUGCUGUACCGGAGCAGGAAGGAGACGGUGAAGAACAAGAUGAAACUCAAGAAGAAGAAUCAUCGAAGAAGAAGAAGAAGAAGAAGACAGAUGAUCGAAAAGGUGAUAAAGAAUACGGUGUUUCGCGUGGUAUCGAUUUCUAUCGAGUAGCGAAUAUAGUCAAUUUCGAUUUUCCGACGGAUUUCGAUGCGUAUGUUCAUCGUGUAGGGCGAACUGCUCGUGUCGAUCAAAAAGUGUCUCAGAAAGAGAUGGAGCAUUUCGAACUUGUUCGUACGGAAUUAGAAGAUGAGUACGGUGAAGACAUGUUCCAUUUGUAUCGGUUCAAAUCGGAGCAAGUUGAUGGCUUUCGCUAUCGAGUUUUAGAUGCAUUACGAGCAAUAACUCGUAUAUCAAUUCGUGAAGCUCGCUUAAAAGAAAUCAAAGCAGAAAUCUUCAAUUCGAAAAAGUUAAAAACCUAUUUCAAUGACAAUAAAAAAGAAUUGCAAUUACUUCGACAUGACUCAGCAUUGCACAUCGUCAAAGUCAAAGAACAUCUCAAACACGUGCCUGAUUAUCUCAUUCCAAGUUCAUUGAAAAAAACAUCAUCGACCAACUCUGAACAACAACAACAGCAGCAAACAUCGAUGAGUACCAAGAGAAAAUCAGAGAUGAUUAAUAAUAAUGUCAAACGUAUGAAACGGAAUAAUCCGUUGACGAAUUCAUUAAAUGCUGUCACUGCUUUGAAAAAAGAAAUUGCACGAAAAAAAUAA
This is a messenger RNA of Adineta ricciae, 1788 nucleotides long. NCBI's taxonomy places the organism in Eukaryota, Metazoa, Rotifera, Eurotatoria, Adinetida, Adinetidae. The record is from the annotation of a GenBank genome assembly.